AUGGCGUCCCGCUUGGCGAGAAGUGCUGUCGGGGCCGCCCGCCUGCGACCGACCGUGGCUCCGCGCGCCCUCCCUGCCGUCUCCUCCCUCGUCACGGCCCGCCACAGCUCGAAUGUGCCCACGACCGACCCCAAGACCAAGGCCCAGUCGAUCCUCGACGCCAUGCCCGGCAACAGCCUGCUCUCCAAGACGGCCAUCCUGUCGUCGGCCGCCGGUGCCUCCAUCUACGCCCUCAGCAACGAGUACUACGUCAUGAACGAGGAGACCGUCGUCGCUGUCUGCCUGCUCAGCGUCUGGACUGCCCUCAUCAAGUUCGGUGGCCCCAUGUACCGCGAGUGGGCCGAGGGACAGAACGAGAAGAUCAAGAACAUCCUCAACGCCGCCCGUGCCGACCACACCCAGGCCGUCAAGACGCGCAUCGAGGACGUCAAGCAGAUGUCGGGCGUCAUUGACGUGACCAAGACCCUGUUCCAGGUGUCCAAGGAAACCGCCAAGUUGGAGGCCGAGGCCUACGAGCUCGAGCAGCGCACGGCGCUGGCUGCCGAGGCCAAGAACGUGCUGGACUCGUGGGUGCGCUACGAGAGCCAGGUCAAGCAGCGCCAGCAGAAGGAGCUCGCCCAGAGCAUCAUUGCCAAGGUGCAGAAGGAGUUGGAGAACCCCAAGGUGCUGCAGCAGAUUCUGCAGCAGAGCGUGGCGGAUGUUGAGAGUAGGUUUCCUGAGCUAUGUGCGGAGGGGCAUUAUGGCUAA
This is a messenger RNA of Chaetomium globosum CBS 148.51, 747 nucleotides long. RefSeq names its product ATP synthase subunit 4, mitochondrial precursor. Gene Ontology annotation, molecular function: proton transmembrane transporter activity. The coding region runs from base 1 to 747 and encodes 248 amino acids. The record is from RefSeq and is a predicted model, not a curated record. Gene Ontology annotation, biological process: proton motive force-driven ATP synthesis. The transcript is spliced from 3 exons. NCBI's taxonomy places the organism in Eukaryota, Fungi, Ascomycota, Sordariomycetes, Sordariales, Chaetomiaceae.